Molecule: messenger RNA, 1670 nt
Organism: Diatraea saccharalis (sugarcane borer)
Lineage: Eukaryota; Metazoa; Arthropoda; Insecta; Lepidoptera; Crambidae
Source: the annotation of a GenBank genome assembly
UUUCUAGCAGUGUUCAGCGUAGCUUCGUGUGAAGACACAUGGUCUCUCUAUUCUCGUACGGAAGAAGAAGAGCUUCUUUUGUUCGCUCUGACAGAACUAGAUUGUCCGAGACUGCCAAUGGACAAUGCUAUAACUGUCACGUAUGUGGAACCUGGGGAAGAACUGCCACAAAUAAUACUAGAUAUGAGGACAUCGAGAGCAUUUAAGUGGAAAUCAGCUGUGAUCUUACACGAUGACACAUUAAGUAGGUUGAUUAUUAUUAAAGUAAAUGAGUUUACUAAGAAAAAGCUCUUCUCCUUCGACUUCUCCCGUGUAAAUAAUAGCUCAUAUCACGCUCUUAUCAUGUAGCUAGUUUCAUGACCGGAUCAGUAUUUCCGAAGAUUACCCCGUACAAACAAACAAACAAAGUCUUUAAAAUAUUUGUGCGAUAUAUUAUUCUUUGCUGAUCACAGUACAGUAAAACCAACAGAGUUGAUAUACUGUAGCGAUUGUCGUGAUAUGGUAUCACGCGUGGUACAAUCGCUCACGUUACAAGUAGCCGAGGGUACAGCUACCUCACCCGUGUCAGUCUCUGUUUACAAAAUGAAACAUGAGAUCAACGAGUAUUUGAGACGGAAAGAGAUUACCAGAGUACUUUCAAAAUUGCCUGUGAAGUAUAUAGGAGAAAAUUUCAUGGCAAUAGUUACCACAGAGGUGAUGACGACCAUGUCGGAGAUAGCUCGAGACCUCCUAAUGUCGCAUACGUUGGCGCAGUGGUUGUACGUCAUCUCUGAUACAGACAUGGAAAGAGGCAAUAUAUCUAGUCUCAUUAAUGCCCUUUAUGAGGGUGAGAAUGUCGCAUUUGUAUACAACAUCACAGACAAAAGUCCCGAUUGUAAAAAUGGAUUAAUGUGUUACUGUCAAGAAAUGAUGAGCGCAUUCAUAUCAGCGUUGGAUGCGGCGGUCCAAGAGGAGUUCGAUGUGGCAGCGCAAGUGUCUGACGAAGAGUGGGAGGUCAUCAGGCCGUCGAAGAUUCAAAGGAGAUCCAUGCUGCUGAAACACAUGCAGGUAGGAUACUGGAGACCGAUCGACGCGAUAAGGUUUAACGACGUCUUAUUCCCUCACGUAGAACAUGGAUUCCGUGGAAAAGAUUUACCUGUCAUCACUUACCACAAUCCUCCAUGGACGAUACUGCAAACUAACGAGUCUGGUGCUAUUGUCAGUUAUAAAGGACUUAUCUUUGAUAUCGUCAAUCAACUUGCGAAGAAUAAGAACUUUACGAUCAAAGUAUUGCUGCCGAAUAAGCUGAGACGUUUCUUAUCGAAUGAUUCCUCUGAAGACAUGUCACACAGUCGGGACUCGAUGCUGACGCUAGCGGCAAUUUCUAAAGGACAAGCCGCUAUUGGAGUCGCUGCUUUUACUGUCCUUUCUGAACCACCACCAGGUAUAAACUAUACUACAGCAGUGAGCUCUCAACAAUAUUGCUUCAUGAUAGCCCGGCCGCGGGAGCUGAGUAGAGCACUGUUGUUUUUACUGCCUUUCACAACGGACGUAUGUAUGAUAUACUAAUGAAACCACACUUUUUAUAGCUACUUUAUUUCACUGUUUUUUUCUUCAUUUCACCAUUAUUUUUAAAACAUACAAAUAAAAUAGUUUGUAUCGAUCAAAAUCAAUAUUAUUUAUUCGUCUAG